CUAGGCGAAGCGGAGCGGCGGCGCCUGCUGCGGCUUGCGGCGGGGCCGGCGGCCUGAGGGACGCGGAUGUGACCGCGGCUGGCUGCGCCGGCGGGUAGGGCCGGGGAGGAGGUGAGCGGCGUCGGCGUCCCUCUCCGCCUCUCCCUCAUCCACCCCGGGGCUGAGAGGCUGAGGGGACGCGACCCAGGGCUAUGCAGCCGCCCCCCUACGAGUUCCUCAGCGAGGAGAACGGGCAGAAAUGGCGGGGGCUCCUCGUGCCGGCCCUGCGCAAGGUUCAACAGCAAGUCCAUCCCAACCUUUCAGCCAAGGAAGAUUCCCUCUACUACAUCGAGGAGCUGAUCCUUCAGCUGCUAAACAAGCUAUGCAUUGCGCAGCCACGGACUUUUCAAGAUGUAGAGGACCGAGUUCAAAAGACCUUUCCUCACCCAAUUGACAAGUGGGCAAUUGCAGACGCCCAGUCCGCUAUCGAAAAGCGAAAGCGAAGAAACCCUCUCUUGCUGCCUGUGGACAAAAUUCAUCCUUUGUUAAAGGAGGUUCUUGGUUAUAAAAUAGAUUAUCACGUGUCUCUUUACAUUGUGGCUGUUCUGGAAUAUAUCUCUGCUGACAUCUUAAAACUGGCUGGCAAUUAUGUUUUCAAUAUACGGCACUUUGAGAUCUCCCAGCAAGAUAUUAAAGUAUCAAUGUGUGCUGAUAAGGUAUUGAUGGAUAUGUUUGAUCAGGAUGACAUUGGCUUGGUUUCUCUCUGUGAAGAUGAACCCUCUUCUUCUGGUGAACUCAACUAUUAUGAUCUUGUCAGGACUGAAAUUGCAGAUGAAAGGCAGUAUUUACGGGAGCUGAAUCUGAUCAUAAAAGUAUUCCGAGAAGCUUUCCUGUCUAACAGAAAGUUGUUUGCACCUAAUGACAUCGACAUGAUAUUUAGCAACAUCUCAGAUAUCCAUGAAUUGACAGUGAAGCUCCUGGGAUUAAUUGAAGACACAGUGGAAAUGACAGAUGAAAGCAGUCCUCACCCCUUGGCUGGCAGCUGUUUUGAGGAUCUCGCAGAGGAACAAGCCUUUGACCCAUAUGAGACCUUGUCUCAGGAUAUCCUUUCACCCCAAUAUCACGAGCGUUUUAAUAACUUGAUGGCCAAACCUGCUGUUGCCCUACACUUCCAGUCAAUCGCUGAUGGUUUUAAAGAAGCAGUACAGUACGUCCUUCCACGGCUCAUGUUGGUUCCUGUUUAUCAUUGUUUGCACUACUUUGAAUUAUUACAGCAAUUGCAAGAAUGUAGUGAAGACGAAGAAGACUGCGAAUGCUUGAAACAAGCCAUCACAGCUCUCCUGAAUCUCCAGUGUAGCAUGGAACGUAUAUAUAACAAACACUCACCUAGACGCCGCCCUGGGGAACCGGUGUUUUGGUUCUACAACCGGCAAGUGAGAAGCAAGCACCUGGCCAUUAAAAAAAUGAAUGAGAUCCAGAAAAACAUAGACGGCUGGGAAGGCAAAGAUAUUGGUCAGUGCUGCAAUGAAUUCAUAAUAGAAGGGACGUUGGCCAGAGUCGGAGCCAAACAUGAACGGCACGUAUUUCUCUUCGAUGGCUUAAUGAUCAGCUGCAAAGCGAACCAUGGGCAGUCCCGGCUCCCAGGCUACAGCAACGCAGAGUACCGACUCAAGGAAAGAAUCAUAAUGAGGAAAGUCCAUAUAAUUGAUAAAGACGACACGUGUGAAUACAAGAAUGCGUUUGAAUUGGUCCCUAAGGAUGAGAACAGCUUCAUCUUUGCAGCCAAGUCCGCCGAAGAAAAGAACAACUGGAUGGCGGCACUGAUUUCCCUCCAGUAUCGCAGCACCCUAGACCGGAUGUUGGACGCGGUGCUGCUGCGGGAAGAGAAUGAGCAGCCCCUGCGGCUCCCCAGUCCAAGCGUCUAUCACUUCGCAGUGGAAGACUCCGAGGAAAACAUCGUUUUUGAGGACAACCUUCAGAGCAGGAAUGGAAUUCCCAUUAUCAAAGGCGGAACUGUGGUGAAGCUCAUUGAAAGGCUGACCUACCACAUGUAUGCAGAUCCCAAUUUUGUACGUACUUUUCUUACCACGUACCGCUCCUUUUGUAAGCCGCAAGAACUCCUAGGUUUGUUGAUAGAACGAUUUGAAAUCCCAGAUCCUGAGCCAACAGAAGCGGAUAGACUGGCGGUAGAGAAAGGAGAACAGCCAAUCAGUGCAGACCUUAAAAGAUUUCGCAAGGAAUAUGUCCAGCCAGUGCAACUCAGGGUAUUAAAUGUGUUUCGGCACUGGGUGGAACACCAUUUUUAUGACUUUGAGAGAGAUCAGGAGCUACUUGAUAAACUGGAAACCUUUAUUUCCACUGUGAGAGGCAAAUCGAUGAAGAAGUGGGUAGAAUCCAUUGCCAAGAUUAUCAGGAGGAAAAAGCAAGCGCACGCAAACGGCGUUAGCCACAACAUAACUUUUGAGAGCCUUCCGCCCCCAAUUGAGUGGCACCUUAGCCGCCAGUUUGAGACCUUUGACCUCAUGACACUGCAUCCCAUAGAGAUCGCCCGGCAGCUGACCCUCCUGGAAUCUGAUCUCUACAGGGCUGUCCAGCCAUCUGAACUUGUUGGGAGUGUUUGGACAAAAGAAGAUAAAGAAAUUAACUCUCCAAAUCUACUAAAAAUGAUUCGGCAUACAACAAAUCUUACGCUUUGGUUUGAAAAGUGUAUAGUGGAAACUGAGAACUUUGAAGAGCGAGUGGCCGUAUUAAGCAGGAUUAUAGAAAUCCUGCAGGUUUUCCAAGACUUGAAUAAUUUUAAUGGUGUGCUAGAGAUUGUCAGUGCAAUGAAUUCUGUCUCCGUGUACAGAUUAGAUCACACGUUUGAGGCACUGCAGGAGAGAAAAAAGAGAAUUUUGGAUGAAGCUGUAGAAUUAAGUCAAGAUCACUUUAAAAAAUACCUUGCUAAGCUUAAGUCAAUCAACCCACCCUGUGUGCCUUUCUUUGGAAUAUACUUAACAAAUAUUCUAAAGACAGAAGAAGGGAAUCCCGACUUCCUUAAAAGACAAGGGAAAGGAUUAAUCAACUUCAGUAAGAGGAGGAAAGUGGCUGAAAUCACAGGAGAAAUCCAGCAGUAUCAAAACCAGCCUUACUGUUUACGGGUCGAACCAGAUAUACGGAGGUUCUUUGAAAAUUUGAACCCCAUGGGAAGCUCUCCAGAAAAAGAAUUCACAGAUCAUUUGUUCAACAAGUCGCAGGAGAUUGAGCCUCGAAAUUGCAAACAGCCUUCUAGAUAUCCCAGGAAAACAACCUACUCUCUGAAAUCUCCUGGAAUAAGGCCCAAUGCAGGCAGGCACGGCUCCACAUCUGGCACGCUGAGGGGCCACCCAACACCUCUCGAAAAGGAGCCCUAUAAGAUUAGUUUUAGUAGAAUUACUGAAACUGAGCAGGAGUCUGCGGUGUCGGCACCAACCUCGCCCAGCAUGCCAUCCACUCCGCCGGUGUCCGCGUCUUCUGAACUCAGCGUAUUCCUAGACAUUGAUCUCAACAGCUCUUAUGGUAGCAGCAACAGUAUCUUUGCUCCUGUCCUUUUGCCACAGUCAAAAUCAUUCUUCAGCUCAUGUGGGAGCCUGCAUAAGCUGAGCGAAGAGCCUCUGGUUCCUCCUCCUUUGCCUCCUCGCAAGAAAUUCGACCAGGAUUCUUCUAACUCAAAGGGCAGUUCCAAAUCUGACGACGACCCUCCUGCAAUUCCCCCCAGGCUGCCCCCGCCUCCAAAGAUACAGCCACGAGUCCCAGCUUACACCGGCCUGUUUGAUCAGCCACUGCAGAGCCCGCCGCCUCCGCCUCCCAGAGACCCCCUUCCCGACACCCCUCCUCCCGUACCUCUUCGCCCUCCAGAGCACUUUGUGAACUGUUCGUUCAAUCUCCAACCGCCGCCCGUGGGACGCUUUCACAGAGACCCCGACCGGCUCCGAGAAGCCGGCACCUGCCCGAACUCCCCUAACACCCCUCCCAGCACUCCGUCGCCUCGGAUCCUGCGUCGCCUGUGCGUGCUCAGCCCCAACUCCAACAACCUUGCCGCUCCCCCGGUCCCGCCGCGUCAGAAUUCCAGUCCUCAGCUACCAAAACUGCCACCAAAGACUUACAAAAGAGAACUCUCCCACCCCCCUUUGCACAGACACUCUUUGCUAGAGAAUGCGGAAACUCCUCAAUGACCCUUCGCCACGGUAGUCAUUGACACUGGAAUAGUAACUGUAAAGUUCCCAUUUUCUUUUUAAUUUAUUCCAAUAAGACAGUGGAUUUGAGUACUUUGACAAGUAACACUUGUUCCCAGAGUGCUGCUGAUCAAGACUCGGCAAAAACAACUCCCCCCAAUCCUCCACGCCCAGCCUUCGGACCCACUGCAACAGCACUCUCCUCAGGGGAUCAGCAGCACUGCCUUCUCCUCCUCCUCCUCCUCCUCCUCAGUGCCGACACUUUUGCCAGUACAAAGAAUACCGAUUUUUGCACUGUAAAUGACACACUACACUAAUUUUAAACUGACAUCAGUUCACUGCACUGAGCCAAAAAAAAAAACAACGGUUGCUGGUGGGAUUUUUACUUUCAAACUGGAGCACGAGCGGCCUUCUCUACAAGCGUCUUUUUGCAAGGGCACAACCCACGGGGCCGUUCCCCAGAGCAAAGCCCCAUUGAGAAAGGGAUGGAUUUCCCCACUUCCCAGUGGGUCGUGCCCGUAGCUGGUGGAAUUCUCACCCAAGUAUGAACAUGUAAUUCAGGUUUCUGAUAUCUUCAACCUCUUUGUCUGCCUGCCUGCC
Elgaria multicarinata webbii is the source of this 4772-nucleotide messenger RNA. It is a transcript of the gene SOS2, whose product is annotated as SOS Ras/Rho guanine nucleotide exchange factor 2. The transcript has 23 exons. Bases 192 to 4172 code for a protein of 1326 amino acids. The record is from RefSeq and is a predicted model, not a curated record. NCBI's taxonomy places the organism in Eukaryota, Metazoa, Chordata, Lepidosauria, Squamata, Anguidae. Gene Ontology annotation, molecular function: protein heterodimerization activity; guanyl-nucleotide exchange factor activity. Gene Ontology annotation, biological process: positive regulation of GTPase activity; Ras protein signal transduction. Gene Ontology annotation, cellular component: plasma membrane.